UUUAAACGUUUUGGAAAUUUUCCAAAACUGGUUUUGCCAUUGGACGUGACACUCUGUUAAAUAUAAUAGGGGCUUUCAAAGAACCUUGUUCGAGAAUUUUCAAAACUAAUUUUGAAUACUUUUCGUGUUUCUUUCAGUGAUUUGACCUGUUCCGAAGUACCGUCAAAUUCUAUCCUGCACCCAUGUUAAUGCCACGCUAUAUGGGCCUAAACGAUAGCUCCUCGUCGUCUGGCAACCGCGGUCCCACAGCCACCAUCACCAGCUCCAGUUCAAACUCCAGCUUGGGCUCCCCGCCCACCACAGUGGCAGCCCAUACAAAGAUGCGACUGCUGAGCAAAGUGGAGCACAACAUGCGUCAGAGCCAAGGUCAGAGCGGGCAGGACAUCAACAGCCUGCUGCACACGGCGUCCACAGGCAACGGCGUUGUGGGCGAUGUCGACGGCCUCCUGACGCCCAUGCGCAUUAAGGCCCAUGUAUCGCCGCCCCCGUCCUCUGGCAACUUGAGCGGGAGCUCCUCCGGAAAAUGCGACUCCUCCCUGCAGGGCAGCACUCGGCCGGAACGCAACCUGUGGAGUCGUGCCGAAAUGCUGGAGAUGCUUAAUAUUAUGCAAGACAUGAACGCCCUGGAGCAGCUGAACGAUCGGAAUCAGAAGAGUGAGAAUGUGUUCCGUCAAAUCGAAGAAGUGAUGCGCAGCAAGGGCUACGUAAAGAAGUCUGGAAUACAGAUCUGGACUAAGUGGAAGUUCCUGAAGUCUACGUACAAUACUACCACGCGCCACGGCACUGGGAUACCAAAGGUGGUCCCGGAGGAGGUCUACAGAGUGCUCUGCCGUAUGCUAAGUGGAUCACGCCGCAGUGGGAGUCACAGCAAUAACGUUAGUGCCAGCCUAAGCGAAGGCGGGAAUUCGAUGGACAGCUCCAAGACGCUUGGCGAGGAAUCUAAGGAGGACAUCCUCGGCGUAGAGCAUCCCAUCUUUGGCUUUCGACUGGGGCCCAUAAAACCUGAACCAAUUGAUACAGGCUACGAGAAUCCGAUGAAAUCGGAUAUGGUAUCGGAACCAGACAUGGAUGGCUUUGAUUAUGGUCACGAAGGGAACGGUGAUGGCACUCAGGCUGACAGUCAUGACCAGGAGGAAGUUCCCCAUCUGCCAUUUAUUGUUUCCGUGAAGCACGAGCCAGAUAUGGACUUGGGAAUGGAUGAAACCAAUACGCCACCGCCGACAGCACCGGCCUCGCCAUCGCCUCCGCCUGGUGAAUUGGAAGAUCCCGAUGGUGAUCCUGUUUAUACCUCAACGCCGAUGCCACCUCUGAGAGUGGCCUCCUUCGCCAAGGAUGAAGCCAGUCGUCCCAGCCACGGCAUUUUGCAGAUCGACAGACCGCCUCCUACGCUAACGAAGAUGGGCCGGAUGGCUAGUCCAUCCCUGAUGAGUCGCUCACUACCGCUUCAAAACACAAAUAACAUAAACUUUGUUCACCCUACUAGCAAGCUGAUGCUACCCCGCAAACAGAACUCGAGCCAAUCUGGUCUGAGACUACCCAGAGAUGUUAAUGUCCAGCCGUCGGGAAUGCGCAUGAAGACUGUGCCGAUGAGGGAGCCGGCUUACCCCCAUCGUCCUGAGCGUAUGGCCUCCGAUCUGGAACAUCCCAUGACCAGUCCACCUCACUCGCCAACAUUGCUGCAAACCCAUCUCAACCGAGGUCCGCCACCCAAGUACCCAACUCACGGCCAACAGAUGGGCCCCUCCACAAGUAGACAAGCCCAUUUAAUGUCCACCCACCAGUUGACUCCGCACCAACAUCAACAAUUGCAGACACGCAAACGCCGAAUGGAACAGAGUCCACCAAUCGGGAUGCCAGUUCCAGUGAAACUGCAGCGCAGCUCGACACUGUACGACUCCAAUCGCAAAGGAAAUCGUGCAAUUGCACCUGCCAUGAGUGACGAAGGGAAAUCGAAACCUAGCGAAGAGGAUUCCAAGCGACGCACUAAGGAGCAUGAGGAGCUUUUCGCAAAGGAGCUGACCCAGUUGGCAAAUGCGAUGCGCGUGGCCCAAAAGGAAAUGUUAGGGGACUUCUUUAAGCAACAGAAGGAGUUUGCGCGUCGGGAGCACGAAUUCCAGAUGAAACAAGAUUCGAUGGUGAUGAGGGCACUACGGAAACAGACAAACUUGCUGAUAAAAACCGCCAAGGACCUGGUUGGUGGCGAUACGAAGGUCUUGGAUAGUAAAUUGGAGGAUAAGGAAGAAUCCAUUCCAGAAACCCACAUGUCUUUUGAGCCAGAAACUCAGUUGGCAACUCGAAGAACAGACCACAAGGAAAUUAGAGACGAAAUGUUAGAUGCUCAUACAGAAGAUGAUGGCGAUGAUACUAUGGUGGAUUCCCAAUAUAUUGACGAAGAGGAGGACGAGGACGAGAGUGACGACGAGGAGGAAGAUGGGGAGAACCUGGUGGGCGAGUUUGAUCCCGAAAUGUCUCCACUGGCUCUAUCUGGCACAGCUCCAAGUGAAGACUAUUCUACCCACGGUGAUGGACAUGACAACCAUUAGAUGGCACUCCCUCACCACUUAUCCCAUCUUUAAGUAUUAUUUAAAAAGACAGACAUCAUUGUUGAUACCGAUUCAUUCCAAUCGCAUUCCUUAAUAUGUACUAUAUAUAUAGCACACCCGCGCAUUGUUAAAAGACUUGAUUAAACUUAAGCAUUAUUACAUAAACAAAACCUAACAUUAAAUUAAA
Molecule: messenger RNA, 2730 nt
Organism: Drosophila bipectinata
Lineage: Eukaryota; Metazoa; Arthropoda; Insecta; Diptera; Drosophilidae
Gene: mrt
Product: martik
Source: RefSeq, a predicted model, not a curated record